Messenger RNA from Lethenteron reissneri (Far Eastern brook lamprey), 4281 nucleotides. RefSeq names its product thioredoxin domain containing 11 (gene TXNDC11). The record is from RefSeq and is a predicted model, not a curated record. NCBI's taxonomy places the organism in Eukaryota, Metazoa, Chordata, Hyperoartia, Petromyzontiformes, Petromyzontidae.
GGGUUAGUAGCCGGUCAACCCCCCCCCCACCACCGCUACCACCGCGCUCGGCAUGCGCGCUGGAGCCGGGCCCGAGGAGCGAGUGGAGCUGCGAGCGGAGCCGGGGCCCGAGGAGCCUCUGUGGAGUCGCAUGGGCGGCCCCGCGCUCUGCGGCCUCGCCGCGCUCGCAGCCGCCACCGCGAUUCUGCUGCUCGCCGUGGUGCACAGCCGAGGGGGCAGCGUGGAGCGAGAGGCGUGGCCGGCGGCGCCGCUGUUCCGCGGGGCGUCGCGCGUCGUCGACCUGCCGCUGGGCCAGCUGGACUGGGCGGAGCGCCUGCGAGCCGACGCUGAGGUCUGCGUGCUGGUGCUGUACGCGCCGUGGUGCGCGCGCUGCGUGCGCGCCGUGCCGCACGUGGACCGCGUGGCGCAUGCCCUCGCCGGACAGGUGCUGUUCAUUGCGGUGAACUGCUGGUGGCCCAAAGGGAGAUGCAGACGAGAGAUGAGCUUCUCUUUCUUCCCAGCGAUCCACAUCUACCACACCGGGCUCGGCCCCAUCCCCUACGAGGGCCCGCUGCUCGCCUCCUACCUGCAGGCGUUUGUGCAGCGCGUGAUGGUGCCCGUCACGCACGUCGCCACGCCGCACCACCUCCUCGACUUUCUCGCCACGUCGGAGCCGGGUAUCUUGGGAUUUUUUGAGUUCAAUGCAUCUCCGCAACCGCCUGGGUACCUGGAGUUCUACCGUGCUGCCCUGCUGUCACUACAGAGAGACGGUUCGGCGCCGAUGCGGUUCGGCGUGCUGACGAGCGGCGGCGUUGCCCAGCUCGCGGGACUCGUGCGCCCGGGCUCCGUGUGCAUGCCCCGCCUCUUCAACUCCACCGCGGUGUUCACCGAGACCGGCGCGGGCGCCACGGCCGAGACGCUGUAUCGCUGGGCCGCUGGCGCGCGCCAGCCCCCGCCGCUGCAGUGGCUCCGGCCCAGCGGGCGCAAGAGCCUGCUGCUCAACACGGAGCUGCGCAAAGGCCCCGCGCUCAUCCUCUUCCUGCCCUUCCGGCCGUUGCGCUCGGACGGCCACGAGCUCCUGCACAUGGCAGAAGAACUCGCCCUGGAGUACCACAACUGCGAGUGCAGCGACGCCGUGUCCCUGCUGACGAGACACCUGCGCGGCAAGCAGCGCGGUGCGGAGCCGGAGCCGCCCGCGACCUCGGCUCCCUGCUGCAGCUGCCUGCUGCUGCAGCCGCGGCCUCCGUCGGGACGCCCCCUGGUCGCGUGCGAGCUGUGCGCGCUGCCGCCGGUCCCCUCCUGCCCCGUCGGCCUCCCGGCCUUGGCGGCCCUGCCGCCCGCCGCGGGAGGCCGCGCUUCGUGCGACGGCCUGCGGGCCCAGGACGGCUACGGCACGCGGAGGUUCAGCCUGUGUUGCCGACGGCUUGGCCGCGCGGAGCCGGGGUCGCAGACCGGCGUGCCGGGUCCUCUCGCCGGCGGCCUGGGCGGCGGCUCGUGUGACGGCGGCGGCGCGGGGGCGGUGGCGGCGCUGCGGGGCCUGCGGUGCCGCACCAACCGCACGCUGCGCUUCUACGCCAUGGACUCGGAGCUGCACUGGGAGUUUGCGGAGCGGCUGGGGGCGCCGUCGCCGCCGGCCCCCUCCCUCCCUCUCACGUUCGUCACCAUCGUGAGCGUGGAGCAGGAGCAGCACCACGUGCUGCGGCACAACCACACGGUCAACCGCACGCAGCUGGUCGCGUUCGUCGAGCAGUUCAGCCGCCAUCACAGCAACCUCCAGCGGCACUUGAGCUCUGGCUGCGGCGUGGCGCGGCCGCCCCCCACCUCCGCGCGGCCGCCCCUCGUGAUCGAGGUCACGACGACCACCUUCCGUGAGCUGGUGCUCGACCCGGCCAAGGAUGUGCUGCUGCUGUACUACACCACGUGGUGCGGCCUCUGCUCCACGCUGAGCCACCGCUACCUGCAGCUGGCGUCACAGCUGCGGCACAACGGGCACCUGCGCAUCGCCCGAAUCAACGGUGACACCAACGACCUGCCCUGGGAGUUUGUGGUAGAGCGGUAUCCGACACUGCUGCUCUUUCCCGCACACAGGAAGGACAUGAGCGUGCGCUACCCGGACGAGGCGCCCUUCUCGCUGCCCGAGCUCGGCCGCUUCCUGGUGCGGCACGCGAGCGGGGCGGCGCGAGAGCAGCUCGCGGCCUCCACGUCCAGCGGGGAGCGGGAGGAGGAGCAGGAGCAGCAGGAGCAGCAGGAGGCCGAGCUGCACCAGCAGCAGCGCGAGGCCGGGCGCCUGCGCGAGUCGGCGCGGGCGCUCGCGGCGACAGAGUCCCAGCUGCGAGGCCGCGUGUCGGCGCUGCGGCGCGAGCGUGGCCGCCUGCGGCGCGACGUGCGCCACCUGGGCCGGGCGGCGCAGCGGCUGCGGCAACGCUGGGGUGGGCUGCGGGGCCACGGAGACCUCCACGGAGGGGACGCGGCGCUGGCGUUCCAGAGCGCCGUGCGGGCCCUGUCGGCCGAGAACUCGGUCCUCAAGCUCUACAUCGCCGCCCUGGAGAGGAAGGUGACCGCCCUUCUUGCUCGGCAGCAGCAGCAGGAAGGCGAUCGGCGGCAGAACAAACGGCAGCACUUUCACGAACAUUACCAGCGGCAUCAACGGCAGCUGCAGCAGCAGCAGCAGCAGCAGCAACGAAAAGAGCUGCAGAAACCCCAGCAGCAGGUGCCGCGUGGGCAGGACGAACAUCGCAAUCAUUACGAACGGCGUUGGCAGGAAAUUAAAGAUCGGCAAGAAGAUCGGCAGGAACACUGCCGCAGCCGACACGAGCAGCAGCUGCAGCAGGAGGAGCAGGGGGAGCAGGACGCUUGCGAGUCACGGGACGGCGACCCUGGCGAGCGGCGUGGGUCUUUGCUCGGCUCGAUGGACGGAGACACCGCCGGGCAGUGCGGCGCUGAGGAUUUUGGGAGCGCGCAGAGAAGUGUCGAGCCACUGGACGGCGCUUGAAUGUGUCAAAGGGUUCGGAGUGCACGCGCGAGGUCGGGGAAUAACUGCUCCUCUGUGGCGGCAGCAGGAAGUCUGUAAUUAGCAAACAGGGUUGGCGUCUGUUCAUUGCCGUAAUGAAGUAAUGAUCAUUUACAGAAAGGGGCCCCAUUGAGUCGAUGGGGCAUAAUGCUAAUUUAUGUGGCCGAUUAAACGGAUGCCUUAACUGUUUUUUAUUUAUACAUUUUCUUUAAAGUCCUCAGUUUUAUGAGCAAAUGACGAUUAUCUUAAUUGGUCCUGGGCCUCCCCUAUGCUGUCUUAACCUCAUGAGUACCUGGUGAGGUGUGUAAACAUCACCACUGGGGAGACAAAGGUGGUCAGGCGUGGUGCUGGCCACCCACCCGCUAGUGUGCCGUGCCUUGAUAGGUGCUCGCGAACAGCACUUUCCCCAAAAGUCUGAGGCUAUACAGGGGGUUUUCGUUGUGUAUGCACACAGAGUGAAGCAGCUUCAAGUGGACCAGUUCCCAAAGGGCACACGCAUGACGCAAAUAUCCCGUCUUGACUCACAAUUUAAUUCCAGAUCAAUUGCAAGGUGCGUCACGCCGGUGUGCAAAUCCUCCAUGGACCACUCUGGCCAUCUCCCGCGGGGCCUCUCUCUCCUCGUUAACUCUGCUCCAGCAAUUAUCAGGAGCUUCCCAGCGGUGGGAUGUUGUUCCUGCUGCUGCUGCUGGAAUUCCCACGCCCCUGUUGCCCGCGCCCUGCCAACGAUGUCCAAGCUGAAGACCUUCCAGAGUUUCUCUGCCUUUGUGCUGUAUGGCAAUUGACCUCAAAUCACUGCUGCUGCCCCAACUGCACACCUACCCACCCACCCCUCCUAAUCACUCACAUUCUGCCUGGUACCACCUCCAGCUCUGUACAGCCAGUAGUGCAUAUGCAGUUUCAUUGACACUACAAAUGCAAAUUUCGCUGUGUAAACACGAGGGGAAGGACUUCUGUGCUUGACUCGUUAGGCACGCAAGGCCCACACCAUGCCCCCCCCUCCCCAAGCCGGGUGGGGCAGAAGGAAACAUUCCACAAGGCCCAGCUCGCGAGUUGUGGCACAGCUAAGGGACCCCCCGCAGGAGGACGCAACUCCAGCGUGCCAAGGUUGAGUCGUCGAGAUUUGUUUAUCAAAAUCUUUCGAGAAAGGCAAACACUGCAGUAAGGAUGGGGAGGUGUUUUUUUUCAUGUUUAAACCGUUUUCUUUUUGUCAAAGGGGUUGGGGGCAACUAUUAGUUGCUAACUCCAAUUCCUGCAACUGCACACCACAGCCUGUGGUGCUAAUCCACCCUGAU